CCCGCUUAGUGACGCCGGCAUUUUGUGUCGGUCUUCGACCUUCCCAACAUGGCGGCCUACACUACGUCAUCGGCGCGCGACUGACACUGACGUCGCCGCCAUAAAAGCCAAAGAUUGAAGCGGGCGCCGGCGCCAAAGCGGCAAACGCCAAGAGUUGCGGCGAGGAUGCAGGCCGGUAAUCCCUGGGAUCCAGCAGCGCCCAACCCAGCCGCCCGCUUCCUGCAGAGGUGCCUGACAUCUGGGGCGUUGUCGCAGGAAGAUUUGGACUGGAAUAACUUGCAGUUUGAAAAUUCAGUGCCAUUUAUCCAGCGCUUCAAACUGCUGGAUGCGGUUUCACACGCCAGGGCAGACCUUCAGCAGAAAUCUCUGGAUAUGAAGUUGCUACAGUUGCAGACGGACACAGCAGAUAUUGCCCACCCUGAGUAUCUUGCCAAGAAAUACAGAAAUCUCCAGCUGAUGAACAGCCACCUGGAGAGGAUCGUACAGGAGAAGACAAUGCUGAAACAGCGAUUGGUGAAGCCUAUUUGUCAUCAGUGCCUGCCUGUUGAAGCCAACUGUCACAGAUACGUCUGCGAGCUGCUGACAAUCACAGUUCAAGUUAUCGAGAAACUUGACACUUAUCUGCAAUUUAUGAAAUCCAUCCCACUGUUGCCGCUGAAAGUUAAGCUGAUGACAGAUCUGGGGGACAAAUUUACAUCUGUGAUACUGGAGCUGAAGCGAGUGCUGGAAUUGAUCCUGAAGUGGAGGGAUCAGCAGAAGACUGUCAGUUUGGAAUACAUGCAAUGAACGGGAUAAACCACCUUUCUCGUCAGGAAGGCACUUCCACGCAGAGAAGCCGGCUGUUUGUAAAACGUGUCUUUGUAUUUGAAUUUACCAGCUCCCAAUGGAUGUCAACUGGUCCUUGUGACUGGCUGACCACUCAACUGUUUCCUUGAAUGAUGGUUGUGGAAAUGUUGGACUCAACACUAGAAACCUUGGGUGCCUGUGAGGGGAGAUGAUCUGAGCAUGGAUCGUUCGCCCUUCCUUAAGCUGCCAGCGUGUUUUAUUGUGCUGGCAUUUGCCUCUUCUCACUUAGAUGCAAGCUGGUUGGGGGAGAUACGUCAGAUAACCAGUGUCGGCCCAAACAGAGGCCAGACCAGAGCCACAAACACUCCACCUUUCCCAUCAUCCAUUCGUGCAACAUCUUGUAGAGUGGAUGCCAUAACAGCAAGCAAGUGCACUGAUGAAUGGCCUCCACCAUCACACUAAGAAUGCCAACACCUGUGAGCAGAAGAGGACACUGACCCUUCAGCUCUACCCCUUUCUCUCAACACCAUCUACUGUUACUAUGGACGAAUCAGUGUGAGGCUAUCAACACAUCUCUAUCGGACAAAGCCCAAAAAGUACAAAGUACCGUAUAUCCUUUAUUUUUUUAAUGUACCUUGCAGAUCUCCAAGGAAAGUUUCUACACUUGCCCAUUAUCAGAUAUUGACCGGAGUGUCACUAAUUUGUAAAUAAAGAUUGAAAUGAUGAA
Messenger RNA from Leucoraja erinaceus (little skate), 1513 nucleotides. It is a transcript of the gene haus2, whose product is annotated as HAUS augmin like complex subunit 2. The record is from RefSeq and is a predicted model, not a curated record. NCBI's taxonomy places the organism in Eukaryota, Metazoa, Chordata, Chondrichthyes, Rajiformes, Rajidae. Gene Ontology annotation, cellular component: mitotic spindle microtubule; centrosome; HAUS complex. Bases 166 to 786 code for a protein of 206 amino acids. Gene Ontology annotation, biological process: microtubule nucleation; centrosome cycle; spindle assembly. The transcript has 7 exons.